AUGCUGUUCCUUAGCGCCGGGACUGUGGAUACAACCCUAAGGAAUACCACUAUUGCACCUCAGCAGCAGGGAACGACCGUCUACCACGUUUCUGUAAUCCUGAACGAGACGCAGGGAGAUGAAGCUGAAUCGGAGCCGAAAAUGGGCAGGGUCACGCACAACCUGGUGGACAUCUGCCAGCCAAAAGGAGAGCUAAUGAAUCUGGUGCCAAUGGAGAACAGCCCCAGGCUGGGCAGGGCACGACAGGAACUCGACAGGUGGCCCUCCUUGAGCUGCACAAGCAGAGCUGGGAGGCAAAGAGAGGAGGUAGUUCUGGAAGAGAGUGAGGAGGAGGUGAAGGGAAAAAUGAAGACAGACAGGUUUUUGAAACAACCCUUCAAGAACUCAGGAAACUCUUCACUACAUGAGCGAGACGUGGAAGGGCUAACAACUCGGAGGGACGCCCAGGAGCGACGCAUUCAGGGCCCGGUAUCAUGCUCUGUCACGGCGCACUCGGACAGGUUUGUCCAUGGGGGACACGUCGGGGUUACAGUCCACAGCUCUCUCCCGCGGGCCGUGUUACGAAGACCGCGUCGGGAUGAAGCCGCGCUCGGCAGGAGAACGAUGAGCAUGUAUGAGAACCCUGUGGAGCUGCCAUCCGAUUCUGAACCUGGACAAGACGGACGUCCGCAGAAGCUGAGGAGUGGUUGCUUGCUGGUUGGUCAAAGCCAAGUCCUGUCAGAACUCCAAGCCCGGCAAGUCUCCAAAAGAGCCGGACACUUUGAAAACAACCAGCAGAGCAGGAGGGCAGAGUUGAGGGCGGCGGAUGGCCUCAAUCCUGUCUUGUCUCAACGGCCAUCGGCCCCUGAGGAGAUCUCACUCCGCGUCCGUCAAAGGAGCUGGAAGCCCAGACCUGUCAGCAUGACAGUCCUGGAGCUAAAAAAGAAGGGGUCUGAUGAGGAGAUUGACAAUCAGAGGAGCGAUGGCCACACAGGCAGCAAUGGAGGAGGAUUUUUCAAAGGGAGUUUUCGUUGGAGGCUGUUUGGCAAAGCAUCUGAAGAUAGAAGCAAAGACAAGGAGGCAGUAAAAGAUGCUAGACCUUCCCCAAAACCCACCAAAAACGAUACUUCAAAGAGUACCUUAACUUCUUUAAGGCGGAGCCUCAGCAUGCGAAUCAGGAGGACUCCGCCUCGUGAUAAAAUAAACUUUGGAUCCGAUGGCGUGUCAAAGGAGGAUUCUCAAGUUAAAAGUACUGCUGAAGAACAAACUGUGCCCUCACGACCUUUCUCUUACCUCACUGGAAGAAUGCUCCCAGCUUCUACUGAACAGACAGAAGAUGGGAGCAUGCAGUACAUUCAGUACCACAGCAGGGGGAAGGUCAAGGUAAUGGAAGUACCCCUUUGUCCAACCAAACUGUCCUCCAAACCAGUUCAGGAAGAGCCGAGUCUUUGGCAGCUCAUAGCCAACCGUUUCAAGAGGAAAGAACAGCCAAAUAAAUUUGAAUCCCAACAGUCCCAGAGCAAAGAUGCUGGGCACUUUCCCCAGACUGGGAAUAAUAAGUCACAGCCCAUCACCAUAGAGACUGUGGCAGGCACUAACUCCCACAAAGGUCAAGACUCUUUCGUCAACAGCCAGGAAUGGACAUUGAGUCGAUCAGUUCCAGAGCUGAAAGUGGGCAUUGUGGGUAAUCUGUCCAGUGGGAAGUCAGCUUUGGUGCAUCGGUACUUGACCGGCACAUACGUGCAGGAGGAGUCUCCUGAAGGUGGCCGUUUUAAGAAAGAAAUUGUUGUGGACGGACAGAGCUACCUACUCCUGAUAAGAGAUGAAGGAGGCCCUCCAGAAUUGCAGUUCGCUGCCUGGGUGGACGCAGUGGUUUUCGUCUUUAGCCUGGAGGAUGAGAUCAGCUUUCAGACGGUCUACAAUUACUUCUUGCGCCUAAAUACCUACAGAAACACAGCCGAGGUGCCCAUGGUACUCGUUGGAACACAAGAUGCAAUCAGUGCUGCCAACCCCAGAGUGAUUGAUGACUCGCGGGCCAGAAAGUUGUCAAAUGACCUGAAGCGCUGCACGUACUAUGAGACCUGCUCUACCUAUGGCCUGAAUGUGGAGAGAGUCUUCCAGGAUGUUGCGCAGAAGGUUGUGGCCAUGAGGAAAAAGCAGCAGCUCUCUAUUGGUCCAUGCAAAUCCCUCCCUAACUCUCCCAGCCACUCAUCAGUCCCUGCUGCCUCUAUCCCCUCUGUUCAUAUUAACCAGGCGGCCAAUGGUGGGGGUGCGUUCAGCGACUACUCCUCCUCUGUUCCCUCCACCCCCAGCAUAAGUCAGCGGGAGAUGCGCAUUGAGACCAUUGCUGCCUCCAACACGCCCACGCCCAUCCGCAAGCAAUCCAAGCGCCGCUCCAACAUUUUCACAGUAGUGACUAACCAUGUCCACCAGAGAAAUGAGCCUCUCCCCGUCCGCGUCAUGGAGAUGCCGAAGCACGCCACCUACCCGUCACGGAAAGCCAGUGAACAGGCAAAGAGCGUUGACAGUAAAACAGACAGCAUAGGCAGUGGAAGGGCCAUACCAAUCAAACAGGGAAUCCUUCUGAAGCGAAGUGGCAAAUCCCUCAACAAGGAAUGGAAAAAGAAAUAUGUCACGCUGUGCGAUAAUGGCGUCCUCACUUACCACCCCAGUUUACAUGACUACAUGCAGAAUGUGCAUGGAAAAGAGAUAGACCUGCUGAGGACAACAGUCAAGGUGCCUGGGAAGCGACCUCCCAGGGCGGUGGCGACCGUGGCUCCCACCGCCAGUCCCAAAACCAACGGGCUGACCAAGGACCGCAGCACCCUGCAGCUGGGCAUAGGAAACACAGGUGCUCCUCACUCCAGCAGCAGCAUGUCUCUGCAGACGGGCGGGUCAGUGUUCGGUGGCAGUAAGGACGGCAUGCACCAGCGCUCCUUCUCCGUGUCCAGUGCUGACCAGUGGAAUGAAGCCAUCAACACCAGUACAAGCAGCACAGCCCCCAAUGGGAUGAACGAUCCUGCAAAUUCCAGUAUGGGCAGUGCAACGAGUCCCAAACUUGAGCCGCCUCCCUCGCCUCACGCUAACCGCAAGAAACACAGGCGGAAAAAGAGCACGGGCAUCACAAAGCCAGACGGCUUAUCCACAGGCAACGAAGAGCAAGAGGAUUCCUUCGAGUUCAUCAUUGUGUCGCUGACGGGUCAGACGUGGAACUUUGAAGCAUCUACUUAUGAGGAGAGGGAACUGUGGGUCCAGGCGAUAGAGAGCCAGAUCUUUGCCAGCCUUCAGUCCUGUGAGAGCAUAAAGAACAAGUCUCGGUUGGGCAGCCAAAGUGAUGCCAUGGCCAUUCAGUCCAUACGAAACGUGAGGGGCAACAGCUUCUGCGUGGACUGUGAUGCAGCCAAUCCUGACUGGGCCAGCUUGAACCUGGGUGCCCUGAUGUGCAUCGAGUGCUCGGGCAUCCACAGGAACCUGGGCACCCACCUGUCUCGCGUGCGCUCUCUGGACCUCGAUGACUGGCCGGUGGAGCUCAGCAUGGUGAUGACGGCCAUCGGCAACACCAUGGCCAACAGCGUGUGGGAGGGUGCUCUGGAGGGCUACGCCAAGCCAGGGAGUGACAGUACCAGGGAGGAGAAGGAGCGCUGGAUCCGGGCCAAGUACGAGCAGAAGCUGUUCCUGGUGGGGCUGCCCCAGUCAGACGUUCCUCUGGGUCAGCAGCUGCUGCGGGCAGUGGUGGAGGAUGACCUGAGGCUGGUGGUGUUGCUGCUGGCCCACGGUACCAAGGAGGAGGUUAAUGAGACCUACGGGGACGGAGACGGGCGCACCGCACUGCACCUCUCAUGUGCCAUGGCCAACGUGGUCAUCACGCAGCUGCUGAUCUGGUAUGGCGUUGACGUAAAAAGUCGAGAUGCUCGCGGCCAGACACCGCUGUCCUACGCACGGCGAGCGGGGAGUCAGGAGUGCGCCGACAUAUUGCUUCAACACGGUUGUCCCAACGACUCCAACAGCCUGACCUCUGUUCCCACCCCCAACAUGAGUCGCCGCAAUCCCAACAUCAACAACAACAACGCCCAGUGUGAGCUCAACCACAGCAUCAGCAUCAUGUAG
This is a messenger RNA of Menidia menidia (Atlantic silverside), 4086 nucleotides long. Lineage: Eukaryota; Metazoa; Chordata; Actinopteri; Atheriniformes; Atherinopsidae. The record is from the annotation of a GenBank genome assembly.